Messenger RNA from Monodelphis domestica (gray short-tailed opossum), 5124 nucleotides. It is a transcript of the gene FGF11, whose product is annotated as fibroblast growth factor 11. Gene Ontology annotation, molecular function: growth factor activity. The record is from RefSeq and is a predicted model, not a curated record. Lineage: Eukaryota; Metazoa; Chordata; Mammalia; Didelphimorphia; Didelphidae.
GAAAAAAAAUGUUUAAUUCUGUCCUCAAACACACCUCCUCCACUAUCUGUCCCAAAUACACACAUCUCUCAUCAAUACCCUGACCAAGGAAUUCUUCAUCCCUUCCUACUCUAUUCUUGCCCUCUCAUGACCCCUCUGGGUGUAUAUAUGACCCUAAGUGAGAGCCAUCUAAAGGGGUGGUGGUAUGAUGCUGACACAGCAUGAGAGUGGAUGGUGAGAAGAUGGGGGCCUGGCCAGUUUGGUUGGAUUGAAAAUAUCAGAAACAGCUACCAUCUCCUGGCAAUGGGUAGCUUUCCCAUCUCUGCUCUACACACACACACACACCCCACUCCCUAAAAAGCCACAUUUCAAUUUCUUCUACAGCGUACUCUCAACUAGCCCCGCCCCUUUUCUCCUGCAGAUCUAGACAUUUGUCCCCCUUCCCGGGAAUAGUGAUUCGCCUCCCACCCCCACCCCCCCCAGCUUUUUUGUUCCCUCCUCACGUCCCCAGCCGCUUCCAUUUCCAGGUCCUCUAACAGAGCCAGGAGUCCCUUUCCACAAUCCCCCUUUGAUGCUGUCUCCGCCCCCUGCCCCGCCCUCGGGUAGGGUUCUUGGGCUGAGGUGGGGGAGCAGAACGCGAGUUUGCAGUUAACCGCUACGACUGCCGCUACUGGCUCUGCCGCCUGGGCUUGCUUUCCAGUCAAUCCUGCUGCUGAGGCCUGGAGCGCCGCCAUUGGGGGACUGGGGACGCCCCGUGAACCCGUGAGGGAGGGGGGAUAGAGUGCCGUGGUGGACUGUCCGGGGAACCCUCUGCUAACCGGGGGACAGUGAGGGAGGAGAACAUGAGAGCCUGAGCCAUCCAUCACUGCCGGCAGCAGGAUCAACAGGACAGGUUUGGGGGGUCUCAGGAAAGAAAGUGGGGUGUAAGAAACCGCUUAGAAACGUGAAAGGGGACCCUGGGGAGUACAGAACUUCUUUGGGGGAAUACAAGAGUCAGGUUAAUUUGGGGAGCAGCAAGGAGAAAGUGGGGUACAACACUUUGGAAUAGCUGGCUGGAGGUCAAAUAGCUCCAUAUUCUGGAAGAUUACAUGAAGACCUCCCAAUAAUAUUGUGGGAUACCUAGACAGUUAGAAGGGACCCCUAUAUCUACCAAACCUUGACAACCUAAGUUGCUGGGGCUGGAAGGGCAUAUUUGGAAGUGCCAGGGAAGAAUAGGUUUAGCAAGGAUAAAUUUGGGGGGGAUACCAGAAACUAAGGCUUCUAGGGGCUUGGGGAGAUAGUGUUGAUUUGGCGAAAAGAGGAGGCUUAAGCCAAGUUUGUGGUUGAUUUGAAAAGAAUCUUAGGACCCUGGCAAAUGGAACCUCCCAGAAGUUCUGGACUAUAGAUUUGGAGAGUGAUGGGAAGAGGUAGAAGGUAUAUUACAAUCUGGGGGCUAAAUGGUGGCAAAGAGAUCCCCAAUUCUCUUUAACUUCUCAGCCACUGUUCCAAAUGUUGCUGCUAUGUGUGAUUUGGAGGUGCUGUAGCCCUGUUCUUUCUCAUGCCUUCUAGAUUUCUUGAGCUGACAAGGUGGAGCUGUGAGAUUCAUGUCUGUCAUCCCCCACAGUGAGUUAGGGUCUCUACAAGGUCUAGGCAUUGGAAUUAUAUGGAGAGGUGCAGAAAACAGGGGGCCUUGGAGUUACAUAGAUUUAGAACCAGGACAGUGAAAGAAAAAAAUUGGGGGCUAUGAGGAAGGGGAACCCAGGGAAUUGGCGGCAAGAGCUGGGCAAUCCCCAAGCUUGAAUCUGAUAAGAGUUCAAAGAUUCUCCUCAAGUUGAGGGGUGCCAGGGGGAGAGGGCAGUUGAAGGGACCCUUCUGAAGUAAACUUAGGGAGGAAGACUUACUGGGGUACUAUUUGACAGCAAGGACCCAGAGCGAAGAGGCUAGCAUCUGAGAUAAAUCUGGGGGUACCACCCUGUUUGAAAGGAGAUUGGAGGGUGCCUGUCUGGAGGAAAGGAGGGGUUUAGCGUUCAGCCUUGAACUAUCUGCCAGUUUGGAGUGUUUAUUAAUUGGGGCGGGGUGGGGGGGGUUGCAUUCUGGGAACUAGAUGAAGAUUGAAAGUCGUAUCCUAGUGUGAUACCUCGGUUCAAUUUGGGUUGUAUACCUCCAUUGUGAGAGUCGAGGAGGUAGGGGGCAUCUAGAGAGAUUCGACUGUCCCCUAAAGGGAGGGAAGGUGGUUGGAGAUGGCGGCGCUGGCCAGCAGCCUGAUCAGGCAGAAGAGAGAGGUACGAGACCCUGGGACCAGCCGACCGGUGUCAGCCCAACGGCGAGUGUGCCCGAGGGGGACUAAGUCCUUGUGUCAAAAGCAAAUACUGAUUCUGCUCUCCAAGGUCCGUCUGUGUGGGGGGCGACGGGCCCGGCCAGACAGGGCCCCGGAGCCCCAGCUCAAAGGCAUCAUCACAAAGCUUUUCUGCCGUCAGGGUUUCUAUCUCCAGGCCAAUCCAGAUGGAAGUAUCAAUGGCACACGAGAGGAUACCAGCUCCUUCACCCAGUUUAACCUGAUCCCUGUGGGUCUCCGAGUGGUCACUAUCCAGAGCACCAAGCUGGGGCAUUAUGUAGCCAUGAAUGCGGAAGGGCUACUCUACAGCUCGCCACACUUUACAGCAGAGUGUCGCUUUAAGGAGUGUGUCUUUGAGAAUUAUUAUGUCCUCUACGCCUCUGCCCUCUACCGCCAGCGUCGUUCAGGCAGAGCCUGGUAUUUGGGUAUGGACAAGGAGGGCCAAGUCAUGAAGGGAAAUAGAGUCAAGAAGACCAAAGCGGCUGCCCACUUUGUGCCCAAGCUCCUUGAAGUGGCCAUGUACCGGGAGCCUUCCCUACACAACGUACCAGAGAUAUCUCCUACAAAUGACAAGCCUCCAGUCUCCUUGCCUCCUGAAACAUAAUGUUGUCUGGGAGCACCCUUUCAAGUCUUCCAUCAAGAUAGCCAUACAGAUCCCAGAUUGAGCCAGUCAUUCUGGCCUCUCAUCCUGUUCCAUCCUUUCCUUACUACUCCCCUGCCACAAGCCAUAAAUCCAUGACUUAAAAUACUUCUUUCUGACCUUCUUUGGUCAGAGGGAGGACUUAGGGAAGACUACAAAAGCUAUGGCCACUACUUGGGGCCCAACAACUAUCAGAAAGAUUAGAAAUUAUCUGCAACUCUUGAGCUAUUGCUGCAGAGUCUAAAUUCUAUUAAGACCUUCUCUUUGGCAUUUUCUAUAUAAAAGGACCCUUCUCGGGGAUCUUGCUAUAUUUAAAAAAGACAUUGCUAUAUGCCAUUAAGAGUCUAAUCACCCUGGAUUUUUUUUCCUUUUCUGUUCAAGCUCUCAGAAAAUUUCCCCAGAGAUUAUCUAGAACCUGUGAGUUCUAGAUAAGGACAGACAAAGCCUUGGUUUCUAAGGCCCAAAGCCAUUCUUCUCCAUAACCACAAAGUCAUAGGCAACUAGAGCACAGCCCCCUUUCUCUUGCUUAUCCUCUCAGCCUUCUGACUUUGUUUUGGAUGUAUUCUGAAAUCUGGAUUCUACCCAGCGUCAAUUUGGCAUCAAAACCUGUAUUACAGUAGAACCACAUUGCUGAUAUUCUGAAUCAAUGAUGAUUAAUGUUGUUGAUCAAGAUGGAUUCUUGAUCUAGCUAUAGAAGAAACCCACACCUAGAACACAGCACAGACAUUGUCUUGGUCUCCCAAUUAUGCCCAAUUGUAGACUACCACUGUCCUAACCUCUGGCCUAGAAGGAUUUGGUUCUAGAACUGUUCUCAUGGCCAUUGGUUCUAGUUUGUAGUUGAAGUCAUCCCCUCUCUUUGGAUGGAGAUAGAGUCUGAAUACCCAUAUGCUUGCUCUAGAAGUUCUAAAUGAUGGAUCACACUUUUUCCAUAAAUUCUACUUGUGGUCCAGAGAGAAUUGCAUUAUAUAUGGACCAAAACCCACCUCCUUUUUUGUUUGUAGAAAUUUUUCUAAAUAUCUUAUUCUUCCAUAUAGAAAAAAAAGCAAAUCCAUAUUCUUUUAAAAUGUACUUUCUAAAGAUUAGGAUUCAAUCUCUCCCUAAAUAUGGGUACUUAAUAGGGCAAAUAAUGGGGAAUAAAAAUCGUGUUUAAUGAAACUUUGGGAUAAAGGCACUGAGAUCCAGAUACAGUGAAAGGAGGAAGAAAGAGGUGGGGGCUAUGAGAACAGAUUCUUGGAUGAUGUGGAAAUAUGAAUACUUAUGAGCUACCUCACCAGAGACUCCUUAAGGGUCCUCCAUAAAUAUCAUGAAAUCCUCAACGUCUGAGAUAGAAAGAGGAAAAUGAGACAGUGAGAGAAGCUAUUCAUGGAAGAGGAAAUAGGGAACCCUUUGAAUCAGCAAUAACCCUCUCAUGUUGGUUAGGUAAUGGUGGGGAAAUUCAGGGAACUUUGGUUCUAGAUCCCACUAAACAGAAUAGAAUAACCUUGGGUUUUCUAAUAAUUUUACCAGGAGAUCAAAAUCUUUGGUGGUUCUACCAACCCAGAAAAGCUUCACAUAUGACUCAAAGAUAGGCUGUAUGCCUGUUGUCCAAAGAUUUCUCUAAGUUCAAAGAGUGUCAUCACCAGGUUGUGUUUGAGGUGAACUUUUCAGCUAAGGAAAGUUUCAAAGUCUAUUUGCUAAAUUGUAAGAUUUGUAAUCCAUGUUUGUGGAGGGAGUGCUCAUACUAAUGAGAUCGUAAAUCCCUAAAGUGCUGAAAAAAAGAAUGUACAGUAGUUGUAAGUCAUGAAUCAACUAGGUUGACUGUAAACAAAGAAAGGUAGCAUAAGAUGAAGCUAGAACUAAACAGUAGUGAAAUGAGGAGUAUGGGGAGGGGACAGUUGUGCUUCAACAGCCUAGGAACUUCAACAGCCUAAGGGGAAAUUGGGGUGAUGAUGGGAGGAGGAGACCUAGGAACCACCAACAGGAACUGAGAGAACUGAAACCCACUGGGAAAGAAUUUAGAAGAAAUGGGGUCGGGAUGAGGGUUUAUCUUUCAGAGCCUUUUUCAACCUCCCCAGAUGGUUGCAUGAUCGGUAGAACCCUAAUCCCACACCACUCCCUACUAUCACAGAUACCUGCUGCUUGUGGAUUCUCCCUCUCUGGGACAAGGGUCCUUCCCCUGCACAUCCUUCGAUUAAAGACAAUUUGUACAAUC